AUGCCGUUGAUAGCUGAGCCGUUUCGUGAGAAGCCUUAUCCUUUUUCUGCGCUUCCCUUGGCCGCUGGUGCCAAGAUUCAUGAUUCGCUGUACUUUCCUCCUUCAUGCCACCGUCCACCGCCAUUCAUGAAUAAGAUCGUAUUAGCUUUUGCGUUGAGGAAGAUGGUACAACGUCGAAACCAAAAGAGAAAGCAAGAUGGUGUCAGUAGGCACACUCGACAGGCCAGAGCACGCCGAAGCAACAAAACAGAGUCGGAAGAGGAGAGAGAAAGCCUCGAUCCGAUUGGCCUCAUGAGAGACUCGUCGCUGAGCACUAUUGGAGAGGAUGCCGUAUCCGACUCCAUCAACCGGGCCGAGUCCAGCCAAGCUACCCGUGGCAGCUGGCAGUCGAGUCAGCCCGAGUCACAGUCUAGCAUACAAGAUCUGAUUGACACUAUCGUCCACAUCCAGCCGCCCCCGCUGCCAGAGUUGGUCGCUCUGUGGCUUGAUUUCUUGUAUUUGUGGGCAGCAUGA
This is a messenger RNA of Mycosarcoma maydis (corn smut), 513 nucleotides long. RefSeq lists its product as uncharacterized. Lineage: Eukaryota; Fungi; Basidiomycota; Ustilaginomycetes; Ustilaginales. The coding region runs from base 1 to 513 and encodes 170 amino acids. The record is from RefSeq and is a predicted model, not a curated record. The transcript has a single exon.